Bubalus bubalis (water buffalo) is the source of this 933-nucleotide messenger RNA. It is a transcript of the gene ALOX5AP, whose product is annotated as arachidonate 5-lipoxygenase activating protein. The transcript is spliced from 6 exons. The record is from RefSeq and is a predicted model, not a curated record. Gene Ontology annotation, cellular component: endoplasmic reticulum; membrane; nuclear envelope. Lineage: Eukaryota; Metazoa; Chordata; Mammalia; Artiodactyla; Bovidae. Gene Ontology annotation, biological process: leukotriene biosynthetic process. Bases 228 to 653 code for a protein of 141 amino acids. Gene Ontology annotation, molecular function: glutathione peroxidase activity; enzyme activator activity; glutathione transferase activity.
CUUGGCAAGAUCUUUAGAUGGUGAGGAGAGGGAGUGGAGGUGUGGACCGUGAGAAUGUAUGACUGACUCAAUCAAAGAAGAAUAUUUACACAGACCUUGGUAGGACAUGAAGAAAGCUAAGUGCCAGUCUGGAGGCCCUUAAAUAUCUGGUGUGGACUUCAGAGAAAGAAGCGUGUUACAAUCCUGCAUACAAUGACCAGGCUCUUCAGGGCAUUUCAAAGAGUCAGAUGGCGUUUAGGUUCUUUGCCCACAAGGUGGAGCACGAAAGCAAGACCCACAAUGGGCGGAGCUUCCAGAGGACUGGGACGCUGGCCUUUGAGCGGGUCUACACUGCCAACCAGAACUGUGUGGAUGCCUACCCCACCUUCCUCGUCAUGCUCUGGAGCGCCGGGCUUCUCUGCAGCCAAGUUCCUGCUGCCUUUGCUGGACUGAUGUACCUAUUCGUGAGGCAGAAGUACUUUGUUGGCUACCUCGGGGAGAGAACUCAGAGCACGCCUGGUUACAUAUUUGGGAAACGCAUUAUCCUGUUCCUAUUUGCCAUGUCCCUCGCUGGGAUACUCAACUAUUUCUUCAUCGCCUUUUUCGGAAGUGACUUUGAAAACUACAUCAAGACCGUCACCACCACCAUCUCCCCUCUCCUUCUCAUCCCUUGACUCUCUGCUGAAUUGCGGGUGGUGUGCUCAGCUAAUCGAUACCUAGAAGCCAUUUAAAAGAAGCUGUAAAUCUAAUGACCUGCUGGGCUUUGCAACUUGAGUGAACCUCGCUUUUCCUGGAAGAGGAAAUUUUCACAUCAGCCUCACCCUCUGAACAAGGCCGAGGCCCCACAUUUGCAAAUUCAGAUCCCUUCUGUGUGUUUCGUGACUUAUCCUGCUUUCUGAAGACGUUUUGUGACCCAGUUUAUGUUUUCCUAAAAUAAAAUGCAGACAUAUGUUU